UGAACCCUUCCCUCUGCUCAACUUAUUACUUCUUUUGAGUAUAUGUAGUUAGGGGCUUAGAUCACAAUGUAUUAUUCUUAGAGUCAAUAGAAGAAUAAGCAAAGUAGAACGUCUUCACAGGACUUUCCGAACUUUUCCAACUCUGGCAGAAAAUGGCAAUUAGCACGUCGAUCCCAACCGCCUUGCGGAGCUCAGAUGCGUUUCUGACAAAGUGGGACAGCUUAGAAGGCAGCUCAGCCGUACAGCGGAUCAACAAGGGCUGUGGUAUCAAUUCAAACUACCAACAGGUGGAAUGGCGUAGCUAAGAAGUAUCUUCAUAGGCGAUUGUCUAUGGAUCAUCUUCUAGGAUUCAUACGGCGUGUCAGAAACUAAGAAAUUAAGAAAUUAAUAGCUAUCCUGCCACCUUACCAACGACUCACCACCCUCUUUGUUCUCAUCAACUUUCCAACCAAACCACAAAAUGGCAAGCCCACCGCAACUACCUCCCUUUCCUCGACAGAUAGGCAUGUUUCCGCAUUUCCUCGCGAGGCAACCCGAAACGUUAAUUCUAAGAGAAAGAUGCAUGUCGCUAUCGGGAAACAGCUUCGACGUCAGCCUCCCUAAUGGUCAGCCCAUCUUCAAAGUAAAGGGCGAGUUCCCCUCGCUCUCGAGGCGCAUAAAUGUCAUGGAUAUAAGCGGGAAUUUCCUAUUUUGUAUCCGUAAGCAGAUAUUUUCCAUUCCCAUGACAUUCUACGCCGAGAAUUCCAAUGGCAAUGAGAUCUUCGAAGUGAGGAGUAAAUUUAAGUUGUUCGGCUCUAAGUUCAUUGGUACAUUUAUUUCGGCCUCUGGUCAACUGGAGGAGCUAGUGAUGAAGGGAGAUUGGACCGAUACGAUAGCCGAUAUCACGGACGGGGCCACCGGCCAAACCGUCGCGUCUAUUUACCAUGAUCGCUGGAAUGUGCGGGAGCUCCUAGGCGGCCAGCAGACUUAUGAAGUUACUAUCGCACCGAACGUCGACAUGGCUAUCAUUGUCGCAAUGUGCAUCUGCCUAGACAUGAAGAGGAAUGAACGUCGAUAGGGAGGAUGGAUACCUAUAUGUGCGGUUGAUAUCUGUACAUUGGUUUGGAAUUUGGUUAUGAUAAAUAUAAGCGGUGAUAAUCCCCUGGAGCGUUUUACCUAUACCUCCCUUUUUCCUCGUUUCCGGAGCAAAGAAGGUCGUGUCGCGUUGUCGGUAGUUGCUAGGCCAUUAGGCAUAAACGCAAAGGGAAAACCACCAAUCUGCCGCCCAAACCGAACUUACUACUUACAUUAGGUACCUACAUUAGGUAGGUAACCUAGGUGUCAUUGACAAUAUACCUUACUUUAUUCAGUUAUCCCUUCUUCCCAAAAAAACGAGGUCAUAACAGGUAGCAAGAUCAUGUCGGGC
Molecule: messenger RNA, 1405 nt
Organism: Daldinia decipiens
Lineage: Eukaryota; Fungi; Ascomycota; Sordariomycetes; Xylariales; Hypoxylaceae
Product: DUF567-domain-containing protein
Exons: 3
Coding region: 461-1057 (198 amino acids)
Source: RefSeq, a predicted model, not a curated record